AUGCCCACGUUUCGUCACGGCCCUAUACGCCUGAACAAAGCCGAUCUGCUAGCCGGUAAAUCUACUGCCGCUUUCGACAACACACUGGACUGGACUGCUCUCCAGAUGGCCAUUAUCGGCGGCGUUGGCGACUUCUUUGGCGAGUCUACCGACUGCUCAAAACCACCCAACGCUGAAUUCAACGACCAGGAUCAUAUUGUGGACUGGUUUGCGGAGUUUGGCUUCGACGGGUCAGGAGUGUUAAUCUCGGCGGCCGCACAGAAGCCAGAGAUUCUACCAGCAAAUCCCGAAAACCCCGAAAACAAGCCCUCGAGAGCCGCUGUUACGAAGCCGACGGCAGAGUGCGAGACGAGACCAACACCUAGCCCCAGUUUAAUAAGAUUCGGCGCUCCACCUAGCAUCCCGGACAGCAUCAGCGCUGGGCAAGAGAGUAUCAAGUGUUUCCGGCACUCUAUAUAG
This is a messenger RNA of Podospora anserina S mat+, 459 nucleotides long. RefSeq lists its product as uncharacterized. The transcript has a single exon. The record is from RefSeq and is a predicted model, not a curated record. NCBI's taxonomy places the organism in Eukaryota, Fungi, Ascomycota, Sordariomycetes, Sordariales, Podosporaceae. The coding region runs from base 1 to 459 and encodes 152 amino acids.